Molecule: messenger RNA, 1266 nt
Organism: Medioppia subpectinata
Lineage: Eukaryota; Metazoa; Arthropoda; Arachnida; Sarcoptiformes; Oppiidae
Source: the annotation of a GenBank genome assembly
UUGAGAACCGUUUUUCUCGCACGUAAAAUGUUUUCAUUGAAACUGUUUUUAAAGCUUUUACUUUUGACGACAAAUAUAUUGUUAGUGUUUAGCGACAAAAGUGUUUCGAGAAGACGACCAAAAACUAUACUGAUAUUAGCCGAUGGUAUUCGUUAUGAUUACUUGAAUGAUGCAAAUCUGACCGGUUUUGGCCGUAUGGCCCAAAACGGUGUCCGCGCGAAGUAUGUUCAGCCCAUAUUUCCGGCCAACUCUUAUCCCAAUUGGUAUACUAUAGUGACGGGUCUUUAUGGGGAAAGUCAUGGAAUGGUUCAGAACUAUAUGUAUGACCCGAAGGAGAAGGACCUGUUCCUGAUGUCUCCGCACCCGAACGCGUCUCACCCUCACUGGUGGAACGGAGCCGAACCCGUUUGGAUCAACGCCGAGAAACACGGCCUCAAGACAGGCGUCUACUGGUGGGACGGCUGUCAGGUGAAGAUCAGAGGCAAAGAACCCACACAUUGUUUGGGUUACCAGAGCUACUGGACGUGGGCUAACCCUAACGAAGACACGACGAACGCCUUGUUUGAAAUUUUGGAUAACUUCGAGGCCGACGACUGGCACUUCGGACUCGUCUAUUACGAGGCCAUCGACGCUAUGGGACACGCGUUCGGCUCAGAAUCCAAGGAACGCGUCGAAGCCGUCCAAGAGUUUGAUAAAAUUUUAACCACUCUUCAGGACGAGAUCGAGAAACGAAAUUUACAAAACGAGGUAAAUAUAGUUGUGGUGAGCGAUCACGGGAUGAUAGAGAUCGAUGAGAACAAGAAUACAAGAAUGAUUAACAUCGAGACCAUUGUCAAUGUGGAUGAUGUGGAAGUGAUGCUCGAUAGGGGAACCACUGCUUUCAUUAUACCCAAAGCUAACAAAGAGGCAAAAGUUAGUUUCACACACGGACAUCACGGCUACGAUCCGUACGAUGUGAAAGAGAUGCGGACAAUAAUGUACGCGCGCGGCCCCGGAUUUAAGAAGAACUACACGUCUGGGCCGCUAAUGAUGACCGAUCACUACAACUAUUUAUGUUAUAUAUUGGGAAUCGAUCCGAAGCCAAACAACGGCACCUGGAAUAACGUCAAAGACUUUACCUCAGACUCCGGUGCAAAAGUGGCUCAUUUGAUAUCGUUUUCAAAUAACUCAAGUCUACGAUUAGAAAUACCAAUUGCUUUAAUACUGUUUUCAAUUGUGAUAUUAGGAUUAAAACGUUAGAAAGCAUUACAAAUCAUUCAAACAUGU